Schistosoma rodhaini is the source of this 3951-nucleotide messenger RNA. The record is from the annotation of a GenBank genome assembly. NCBI's taxonomy places the organism in Eukaryota, Metazoa, Platyhelminthes, Trematoda, Strigeidida, Schistosomatidae.
GAAAUUAACUGGUGAAGUUUAUACCGGUACAAACCAAUAUUUAUAAAUCUUUUAUGAUUGAUAUAAUAAAAGUAACUAUGAAUAGAGAUUGAUUUGGUUUACUGAUUUAAACUUUAAUUAUUCAAGUUAACCUACUUGACUGGUGAUCAAUUAAUUAACUAAUUACUUUUAUGUAUAAAGAUACAACUUGGAGAUAUAACUUGGCAGUACUCGGAAUCAGCGAAACCCAUUGGACACAAACUGGACAACAAAGUCUAGGUACAGGAGAGAUGCUGCUGUACUCCGGUCACGAAGGGGAAAAUGCUCCACACACUCAGGGAAUUGCUCUAAUGCUGUCCAAAGAAGCACGAAAUGCACUUGUGGGAUGGGAAUCUCAUGGACCCAGGAUAAUCAAAGCAUCAUUCAGAACAAAGAAGCAAUGAACGUUAUCCAAUGUUAUGUACCCACCAAUGAUAGCAACGACGAUGAUAAAGAUCAGUUCUAUGAAAGGCUGCAAUCAAUUAUAGCAAAGUGCUCACGAAAGGACCUCACCAUCCUUAUGGGAGAUCUAAAUGCUAAAGUUGGAGUGGACAACACAGGAUAUGAAGAUGUAAUUGGACGACAUGGACUAGGAGAGACAAAUGAAAAUGGGGAGAGACUUGCAAAUUUAUGUGCAUUCAACAAAUUGGUUAUAGGCGGCACAAUAUUCCCCCGCAAACGCAUACACAAAACUACAUGGAUCUCACCGGACCACACCACAGAGAACCAGAUAGAUCACAUCUGUAUCAACAAAAAAUUCCGAAGAUCAAUGGAAGAUGUGAGAACCCGGAGAGGAGCUGACAUAGCUUCAGAUCACCACCUGGUUGUGGCCAAGAUGAGACUGAAGCUAAAGAAACACUGGACAACUGGACAAACAGCACUACAAAGGUUCAAUACAGCCUUCCUUCGAGAUAAUGACAAGCUCCAAGAAUUCAAGAUAACUCUCAACAACAGGUUCCAGGCUCUACAGGAUCUACUGAAUGAACAAGAUACUACGAUGGAGGACAACUGGAAAGGGAUAAAAGAAGCCCUAACUUCAACGUGUCAGGAGGUUCUUUGUCCUAAGAAGCAUCAUCACAAGGAAUGGAUCUCUAUGGGAACCCUGGACAAAAUUCAAGAAAGGAAGAACAAGAAACUAGCAAUUAACAACAGCCGAACACGAGCAGGGAAAGUCAAAGCACAAGCAGACUACUCAGAAGCAAACAGGGAAGUUAAGAAAAGCAUUAAGGCCGACAAGCAGAAAUACAUGGGAGAACUAGAAACGGCGGCGGAAAUAGCUACAAGAGAAGGGAAUAUGAGACAGUUAUAUGAUACAACGAAGAAAUUGGCAGGGAGAUACAGCAAACCAGAGAGACCAGUCAAGGACAAAGAAGGAAAGACAAUCACUGAGAUUCAAGAACAGAGGAAAAGAUGGGCAGAAUACUUCGAGGAACUGCUGAAUAGACCAUCCCCAUUGAAUCCAUCGAACAUCGAAGCAGCCCACACUGACCUUCCAAUAAAUGUCACUCCACCAACGAUCGAAGAAGUCAAGAUGGCCAUCAGACAAAUCAAAAGUGGGAAGGCGGCAGGACCUGACACUAUACCAGCAGAAGCACUGAAGUCAGACAUUGAAAUAACUGCAAAUAUGCUUCACCUUCCAUUCAAGAAGAUUGGGGAAGAGGAACAAAUGCCAGCGAACUGGAAAGAAGGAUAUCUCAUCAAGAUACCAAAGAAAGGAGAUCUGAGCAAAUGUGAGAACUACAGAGGAAUCAGUUUGCUGUCAGUACUAGGAAACGUUUUCAACAGAGUGCUGCUGAAUCGGAUGAAAGACGCAAUAGACAACCAACUUCAAGAUCAACAGGCUGGAUUCCGUAAGGAUAGGUCGUGCACAGACCAGAUUGCGACACUACGGAUCAUCGUUGAACAAUCAGUUGAGUGGAACUCAUCACUAUACAUCAACUUCAUCGACUUUGAGAAGGCGUUUGACAGCGUGGACAGGAGAACAUUAUGGAAACUUCUUCGACACUAUGGAGUUCAACGUUAUCCAAAACUCAUACGAUGGACUAUGAGCAUCAAUGAUAAACAAGGAGGAACGGAUGCAGAUGUAAAGGCGAGGAUUGGUAAAGCAAGGGCAGCAUUUCUACAAUUGAAGAACAUAUGGAACUCAAAACAACCCUCAACUUAUUUUAAAGUAACAAACUUCAAUAUGAACGUCAAGACAGUUCUACUGUACGGGGCUGAAACGUGGAGAACUACUACAUCCAUCAUCAGGAAGGUACAAGUAUUUAUAAACAGUUGUCUACGCAAAAUACUCAACAUCCAUUGGCCGGAUACUAUCAGCAACAGCGUUUUAUGGGAGAGGACAAACCAGCUUACAGCUGAAGAGGAAAUUAGGAAAAGACGUUGGAAGUGGAUCGGACAUACAUUAAGGAAAUCACCAAUUUGUAUCACGACUCAAACCCUAACUUGAAAUCCGGAAGGGAAGCGGAAAAGAGGAAGUCCAAAGAACACACUACGUCGGGAAAUAGAAGCCGAUAUGAAAAGGAUGAAUAGCAACUGGAAAGAACUGGAAAGGAAGGCUCAGGACAGAGUUGGAUGGAGAAUGCUGGUGAGCGGCCUAUGCUCCUCCACAAGGGGUAACAGGCGUAAGUAAGUAUAAAGAUAACGUGUUACAUGUUCAAUUUCAUUAUAUUGUUUUCAAAUGAGAUCAUAUUAUGUAAUCAUUCAGAAUAUGUAAUACGUUAGAAAAAAAGAGAAGAGUAAUUCUAACUAGGAAUUUCAAAAUUAUCCUAGUAACAGAUGUUAUUAAAAUUAUCAUCAGAUUUAUUUAUAUACAAUCUAAUUGAAUUCCCUCCCACGUUUCUUCCUUUAUUUAUUGAUCUCAUUCAAUUUUGAAUUUCGUAAUUGACUAUUCACUUUGUUUUAAGUCUUGAAAGUACAUUUGAUAAAACACUAAAUGAAUGCUACUGGAUUGGUUAAUUUAAUGGAUUUAUUUAAGGUACAUUCAUGAUAACAAAAUUUGUAGUUUACUAGUACUUCGUACACGGAACUGACUAAGUUCAAUUGUAUCUAUUUGCUUUACUUAUUCUCAAUGAUAUAUUAACUUCAAUUUAGGAUGUCAUUUGAACAUUGUGAAAUUCCUUAUGGUAUCAUUGAAUAAUGCAGAUGCGAUUUUAUGUUGAUAAUUAGUUGUCUUCAAGUCAUAUACAUAGAUAGUAAUACUUUAAUAAUGUAAUAAGCAUUCAGUAGUGAAACUUCAGUGAAAAUAAUUUCAUUAUGUUUUUUCACUCAUUGAAAAAUAUAAAUUUCUGGUACUAACAUACAUAAUGAUAAAGAACAGGUUUCGAGAAAUCAUCUAUCCUAUUUAGCUCAACAUAGGCUUUAUUAAUACUAGAUUUCCAAAGAAUUUUGACUUCUUUUUUUUGAAUAAUUGUCUAAUUAAUAUCGGUACAUAAAAAAGAACUAACUUUAAAUUGAAAAAAUCUCCACAAACUUCCUAUCUUCAUACUAAUUGUAUCCUUAAUAAUGACCGGCUUGAAGAUGGGUUCUUGAACAUCCAAUGUGUAAUAGUGAUUAAUAGAGUUCAGUUAUAUUGACAGUAAGUCAAAUAUCAUUAAUGACACUAAAUGAUAAUCUCUUAAUAUAAUGAAUUGACAGAAGCUGUAGAGAGAAAACAAUCAAUCAUUUAUUCUUAAACAUACAUAAACCGUACAAUUGAUUUAUCUGCCUAAAAAUAAUUACAAAAAAAAACGAACAUUACAGUAUUACUUAGAUUAUUAUCAUUUACAACGGUAUCGUAAAUGAUUAUGCAAGAAAAUACUGGAAUCAUAAGUGGAUAGAAAAUACUUAAAAUCACAAAAUGAAGAUAAAAUAAAGAUAAAAAGAACGAGUCCUAGAGUGAACAUAAACUCUAAGAUACAGGUAUAUCCAGCUGACGAGUCUCAAAUGGGACGA